Molecule: messenger RNA, 1884 nt
Organism: Asterias rubens (European starfish)
Lineage: Eukaryota; Metazoa; Echinodermata; Asteroidea; Forcipulatida; Asteriidae
Product: translationally-controlled tumor protein homolog
Exons: 5
Coding region: 82-618 (178 amino acids)
Cellular component (GO): cytoplasm
Molecular function (GO): calcium ion binding
Source: RefSeq, a predicted model, not a curated record
UAUUCCUUUUUCUCCAUUGAGCUGUUCGGCGUUGGGCCUAAAAUAUUUGACUGCCAAAAGCAAUCCGAAGAAUCCUCCAAAAUGAUCAUUUUCAAGGAUAAGAAUUCCGGUGCGGAGAUGUUUACUGAUGCAACCAAGUACACAUUGGUGGAUGAUGUUGUGUACGAAGUUGAAGGAAAGAUCAUAACUGUGAAGGAUGACAUGAGCAACGUUAACAUCGGAGCAAAUGAGUCUCAAGAAGAGGCCUCAGAGGGUCUUGAAGAAGGCAUGAAAAGAGGUGUGAAUGUUGUUAUUUACAGUCGGCUUGAAGAGCUUACAGACUUCGCCAAGUACACCGUUGAACAGUACAUGAAAUACAUGAAGUCCUACAUGAAGACGCUGGCGCUUCCAGAGGACGCCGAGGAGAAAGCUGCCCUCCAGAAGAAGAUCUCCGGCUAUCUCAACAAAGCAUUGGGCAAGAAGUGGAAAAAUUUAGAGAAGUUUGAUCAAUUUUACGGCGAGGGUGCUGGAAUCGAACCCGAGAAACUCCCCAUGGUUGUUCUGUUGAACUACAGAGAAGAGGAUGACACGCCGUAUUUAGUUUACUUCAAGCAUGGUCUUAUCGAGGAGAAAGUAUGAAUAGGACGCUGUAGGAUAGACUGGGAAUUUAUCAACGUUUUAGAGGGACAUCACUGGACUGGGGAACAUCGGCAAGUGUGCCAGAAUUGUAAAAAGAAUUUAUUUAGUCCACUUUGUCAAAAUGAAUCAUCAUCUCGGAAACACUUCUGCUGGAGUCGGCUAGUCAAAACAAUCAAAAGGCAUGUUCUUUUGGAAAGACUUAAGCCCGGUUCAUACCUCCCGUGUAUGCGAUACGAAUUUUGGCGUCACAAAUUCGCUACAAAUAAUUCCCUUGAAAUGUGCUCAACUCCUGUAAGACAUUCACAAGCCCUUUGACGUCAACAUUCAAAAUCGCAUUCGCAGGAAGUAUGAACCGGGCUUAAGGCAGUGCUAGGUGGCAUUGGACUUUCAAUAGGUAGAUGCGAAGAUUCUUUGAAGUGUGGGUUGUGCUCGGAAACUGAAAGCUUGUUGUGUUUGCUGCCACCUAGUGUCCAAACAUCCUCCAUCUUUUCUUCACCGGCACAGAUUUCCUGGAGAACAGAUCUGUUAAACCUCAUGCAAUACGAACAAAAGUGUUUAACAGCACUGGACAUGUUUGGUAAUUGUCAAAGACCAACUUGGUGUUUCCUUAUACAUGUGCAUAGCUUAACAUAUCUGUGGAAAUUUGGGCUCGAUUGGUCAUUUUGGGCCAUGAUCAUUAUUUCAGACAGAAACUUUGCACUGUAGAAUUUCUACACUAAACAGUUUACUAAUAAACUUUGUUGUCAUCAUUUUGUGUAGUCUCCUUUGUUGCAAUUACAAUUUUAUACAUUUUGGCUCACUGUAUGAAACAGUUGACUUAUGAAAAAAAGUAGUGUUUUAAACAAAAAUUAUUUGUUUAUUCUGCUGUGUACAGUAAAUUAAAUUUAACAACCUGUGAAUGUACUACUGUUAUAAGUAUUGCAUUUUUUUGCUGAGCAUCUAUCUGAUGUAUGCUUAUCAAUUUACUCUUACAUGUGGAUUUUAUCAUAACAAGUCAGCACUAGGAACAAAAGAUGACGAAUCAUGACGUCGGUCUGAAACGGAAUAAGAAACUCGGAUAUUUCUUUAAAUUUUACACUUGGAAUCCAAGUUUGAUUUUAGAAAGGAACAGGACUCGUUUGUGUUGUCAUUAUGUUGGCAUUAUUUCAUAACUGGCAUUGUUUACUAGCUUUGAAGACUGUAGGGGUUUAACAAAAACAAUCACACAUAUUUAUUCUAUAAUUGUAGAAGUCAAGGGGAGAAUUAAAGAACAUUUAUUAAUUAAAA